AUGAGCGAUCCCCUGGAAAUAGAACUCCAUAAAAGAGAACUUAUUUAUUCACAAGCUGCAUAUCAAGAAGACUUAAAUAAAAAAAUUAUCUUGAAAAAACUAGAAGAAGACCAUAAGAAUAUUAUGACCAAAGAAGACUCUCAAUUAUUUGAAUAUUACUUAAAGGUAAAUGUGGUAAAAUCUAGCAUAUUAACAAUUCCAGCUGGUGUAGCAAUCUUACUAUUAAAGAAACGACUCUUAAAUUAUUCAAUGAUUCAGCGAAGCUUUAUUUUUUUAUCAAUUGGAUCCAUUCCUUUAUUUUAUUAUCAAUUUUGAUUUCCGCCAAGAGGUUUCAGAGAAUUGAGUGAAUUUUAUUAUUAUAAGUAUUUUGAAAAAGUCUCUGAGAAGCUGGCCCAGCAAGAUAAAGAAAAUAAAGAUACAAAAUCUGUAAGUAAGGUAACUAGCUCUUAA
This is a messenger RNA of Blepharisma stoltei, 450 nucleotides long. NCBI's taxonomy places the organism in Eukaryota, Ciliophora, Heterotrichea, Heterotrichida, Blepharismidae. The record is from the annotation of a GenBank genome assembly.